AUGAAGAUGUUGAUGCGUACCUUCCUGUUUCUUUCACUCCUCACUACUGUCGCCUUUACAACGGAGGCUUCAGUGGUGGACUUUUGCGUCGCAGACCUGAGUUUGCCUAAUGGACCAGCAGGUUUCUCUUGCAAAAAUCCUUCUCAAGUGGUUGCCGAGGAUUUCUUUUACUCCUUGGCCACUAAAGGCAACACUAACAAUGUCUUCCGGACAGGGGUGACCCUUGCUUUUGCUCCCGAUUUUGCUGGUGUGAACGGCCUGGGAAUCUCCCUUGCCCGUGUGGAUAUAGAGGGAUUGCUGCAUUUCCAAUAUAACAUUGGUAAGAUACCUGCAGUGCUCUAUGUAAGCUUUGGCAGCGACAACCCGGGUAUCCAGGUACUAGAUUUCGCCUUAUUCCUGAAUGAUUUGCCGACUCCAAUUGUGGCCAACACCACAUUGCUUGCUAUCCGAGAAGUCAAGAGGCUCAAGAAGUUGUUUGGUGGAACUAAUUAA
Molecule: messenger RNA, 492 nt
Organism: Oldenlandia corymbosa var. corymbosa
Lineage: Eukaryota; Viridiplantae; Streptophyta; Magnoliopsida; Gentianales; Rubiaceae
Source: the annotation of a GenBank genome assembly